AAGGCACACAAGUCCAGAAAGCAUCAAUUAACGGCAAUUCAAGACCAAUUUCAGUAGCGAGAAAAAACGAAGAAACAAACAAGUAUCUCCGGUGAGCGGUUGUUGGAAUCUCUUCGUUGGCCGUUUAUUGGGAGAAGCAGUAAAAUAAAUAAAAAAUGGUGGCAUCAUCAUCAGCAAUAGUGAACACAUACCCACUUUCUAGCUAUACUUUUGGCACAAAAGAACCCAAACUGGAAAAAGACACAUCUGUUGCUGAUCGCCUUGCUCGUAUGAAAGUCAACUACCAUAAAGAGGGUAUGAGGACAAGUGUUGAAGGAAUUCUCUUGGUACAAGAACAUAAUCAUCCUCAUAUUCUUCUUCUGCAAAUUGGGAACACAUUCUGCAAACUUCCAGGUGGACGCCUAAAGCCAGGAGAAAAUGAAGUCGAGGGUUUGAAAAGGAAACUCUCCAGCAAACUUGCAGCUAAUUCUCCUGCCCUUCAACCAGAUUGGCAGAUAGGUGAGUGUGUGGCCACCUGGUGGAGGCCGAACUUUGAAACCAUAAUGUAUCCGUACUGUCCUCCACACAUAACAAAAGCUAAGGAGUGUAAGAAGCUGUACCUUGUUCACCUAUCUGAAAGAGAGUACUUUGCAGUCCCCAAAAAUCUAAAACUUCUUGCGGUGCCAUUGUUUGAACUUUACGACAAUGUUCAGAGAUAUGGACCUGUAAUAUCUACAAUUCCUCAACAGCUUUCAAGAUUCCAGUUCAACAUGAUCCAUCAAUAGAUUAGUAGAUGGAGAUUCAAGUGCUUCUCUGGGAUAAAAUGGGCAUUAAUUUGAUUUGGUUGGUUUUCCAUAUUUUGAGGAUGAUUGAGGCCUACUUCAUGACUUGAUUCACUUUUCUGUGAUAGGCAGAAAGAUGACACGCAUCUGAUUGUAUUUGUGUUGCAUUGGCUUCUUUUGGAUGGCUAUGAAGAUGGCUACUAUAUGAAAGCCUGUUAACUUAAUAUUGACAUAUUUGCGUGUACUUGUUGAAUAUUGACAUAGGGCUUACUAGGUUUCUUUCAUUCCGAGAGGCUCUUAAAAGUAGCCAUUUUAAGUGAUCUUUCUUAGGUGAUUCACUGAUGAAAGUGGCGCUGUUCUUGUCUUAUUGUCUUGAUAGGAGAUUGUGCACUUUAUGUGGGGAAGAAAAAGAAAUGUAGUAUUCCAGUCUCUUCUGGUCGCCUGUGCGAGACAAUUUUGUUUCUGGACUGUGAUUUUCAAGUAUUUUAUUAUGGAAUACCGGAAUCUGCAGCUU
Lycium ferocissimum is the source of this 1275-nucleotide messenger RNA. RefSeq names its product pre-mRNA cleavage factor Im 25 kDa subunit 2. Bases 156 to 764 code for a protein of 202 amino acids. Gene Ontology annotation, molecular function: mRNA binding. The transcript has 7 exons. Gene Ontology annotation, cellular component: mRNA cleavage factor complex. The record is from RefSeq and is a predicted model, not a curated record. Lineage: Eukaryota; Viridiplantae; Streptophyta; Magnoliopsida; Solanales; Solanaceae.